ACUUUCUGUAUACUAAAGUGUCGAGAAAAUGGAACCACGUAAAGAUUACUUUGUUGUUGUCCAAACUAAGGAGGCAGGAAAACUUGUUUUAACUGCGGUCCCGUGUCGUUGGAUUCGUGAUGGGUUUCUGUUUUGGCCCGGUAAAAAUGCAAACAGAUUGCGUAUGGACCUGAACUCAGAACCAGGCAGUGGUUGGAGCAAAAUCGCUUGCAGUGUAAAACGGAAGUAUAUUCCAUCCUACGAGGAGGCCGAAAUAGAAGCUGCUGAGCUUUCAGGACAAAACACGGAAAGCUCAGAUUCGGCGCCACGUAGAAAGAAGCAAAAAAAAGUGAAGAAAGAUGGUUUCAUCAAACGGUUCGAUUUUAAUCACCUGGUUCCCGGAGAAAACCCCACUUCAAACAUGCAAACGAACCAAAAUCAAAGCACCGGGCCGGAACCUACAAGUGCACCAAUGAAUUCACAGAUUGUUGUCGAUUCUCAAGAUCUCCCGGAUGUAGCUCCUUCUUUGCUCUGUUCUGCCAGCGUGAACCAGGUGGAUGAGACAUUCUCCACACAUCAGACCGUCGAUCACUCGGUUUACCUGACAACAUUGCCCUUCUCCGUAAAUGAACAGCAGACGACAGAUGAAAUGCAGGCAGUUGCCACGGAGGGCGAAUCGGAAUACGUAUAUUUUCAGCAGCCAACUGUUGAUAUGGAUUCCGUGAUCAAAGCAGUUUCCGGAAAAAUUGAACAAGAGUGUUCAAAAAUGCAAGACACAAUCCUCUCUACCAUGAGCACGAUGAUGGCCUCAUUCAAAAGUGACAUGGACGUAAAACUGGCAGCAGCUUUACGUGCCCAAGCAAAACCGUCCGAUGAUGAUGAGAAAUUCACGUUUUCCCCAGUGUCUUCCAUCGAGCAAAUUCAUGAGCUGGAGAAAAAUCUCGCAGACGAAGCAUACGCUGAGCGUUUCAUUUCUUACAUGAAAAAGCUCGUUGGAUAUGUUGGAGAUAAUUGUAACGGUAUGAACAUUUCGUACACAUUAGUGGACUUCUUUUUCGAACGUAACGUGAUGCUGAAAUGUUCGUGGAGUGGUGCUAGUCGCAGUUCUAUCAUCAAACUGGCUAUCAAGAAUUGCACCAAAAUCCUGGACAUCUUUUUUUCAAUCGUUCGUAGUGUGAAUAUUACGUUCUCCCGGCAGCUUCUGGCACAAUUCUUUAAACAAGUCACACGAAACGCCAAGAAAAGGAGCGAAGCGAAGGGUUUGCGACAACCGACAAUUCAUCGUAGAGCAAAGAAAUUGAACAACACACGAUGUCAAGCGGACGUUCCUCCUACCACGACCCCUGACGGAACGAAGAGAGAUUGGAGCCCUUCGACAGAAGAUGAAUCACAAUCGAGUAAAUCGUCUUCGAGUGAUGAGUCAGAUAGUGAGAUGCUAGUGAGCAAGGUGGAAGAGUCUGACCCUCGUAUCAAUUCAUGCUAAUGAUUUUACACUUGAUUUGACUUUCUAUAUGAAGAUAAGUUUUAAGUUUGUUCUAAACCUUUUAUUGAUUUACGUUUUUUAAAUACCUAUCGAAUAGAAAGAGAUAGACGAAACUGGGAGAGUUGCUUAUACGCUUUUCGACAAUGUAAACGCUAUCGAACGAAAUAAACGUACGGUGUUUUUUAUUUGCACA
Molecule: messenger RNA, 1655 nt
Organism: Aedes aegypti (yellow fever mosquito)
Lineage: Eukaryota; Metazoa; Arthropoda; Insecta; Diptera; Culicidae
Exons: 6
Coding region: 29-1462 (477 amino acids)
Source: RefSeq, a predicted model, not a curated record